Molecule: messenger RNA, 4820 nt
Organism: Fopius arisanus
Lineage: Eukaryota; Metazoa; Arthropoda; Insecta; Hymenoptera; Braconidae
Exons: 22
Coding region: 894-4166 (1090 amino acids)
Biological process (GO): citrate transport; transmembrane transport
Cellular component (GO): membrane
Molecular function (GO): succinate transmembrane transporter activity; calcium ion binding; citrate transmembrane transporter activity
Source: RefSeq, a predicted model, not a curated record
GGAUUUAUAAUGAAAUUUGGCGCAAUGUAUCUGUUUCUUGAAGGUUUCGUAUUUGAAAGACUUUAAUGUACGAAUUCACCGAGAGGUUGGAUGAGAAUAUUUAAAAUACGGAAGGAGAGGGUAUUCACUCAGUUUCUAGAUGUGUAUGUACAUUAUCGGUCGAUGGAAUGGAGAGGGGAAAGUUGUUGAAUUGUGUGGACUAUUAUAAAUGAGUGACAGUGUGGGGGGAUCGUUUAUAAAAGACACUGAAUGUAACACUCAAUCCUGUCACUCUUGUUUUCACACAUUUUCCUGUGUGUCAAUUCUUUUGUCAAUCACAUUCGCAAAAUAUUUGAUCCGGUGAAUUUUAUUGAGAGAAUUGCGUAAAUCCAUGUGGAAGUUAAAACAUCAAGUUUUGUUCGUAUGAGUUUUUAGUGGUAGAAAUGUUUUUUUUUAACAUUUCUUAGGAGUCCGUUGAUGUGGAUUGGUGGAAAGAGGCGAUGAAUUUUGGAUGGUUAGGAGAGUACUGUGCAGCAGUACAACGCCGUGUGUUGGUGUUGGUGUUUUCAUUUAAAUAUAACGGUGUGUAUAAAUAAGUAUGAGCAAUAGCGGGAGUACGCAGAGCUUACACAGUCGUUGAUGAUUUUGCGGUGGCAACUCAUACAAACAAUUCAACUUAUUUUAUUGUGAAUCGUGAUGUUUUGUUAACUGUAAAACAGUAAUAUAUAUUGUUUGAAUUCAAAGAGAUUGCGAUGGAUAAAAAUGUUGAAAAGAAAAAACAGUAGGAUUUGAUUGGAAGCAAGUUGGAGUUUGCAGUUUUGACUCGUUCGUUAAUUAUGACAGUGUUUUUUUAAGAUGGAAGGAGUAAAAGGAAGUUUGUUAUCGAUGACAGUGUUUACAGUUUGUAUGUAUAUAUGCAGCAUCGAGGCCCUGCCAAGGCAAAUCGGAUAUACGUGAUGCAGUUAGAUUUAUCCUGGGAUUGGCGGCGUGAAAUGCUGACACGCGUAGAGGACUGCUCUGCGAACAGUCCUCAUCGCUCUAUAAUGAUUGGUGAUUUGGGCGAAUUCACGAAAAAACUUGCACAAUUGUGCGGAAGAGGCAGAGCAGCUGUUCCUAUGAGCACCUCUCAUUCGUUACACUGUGAUGGAAAGGAUAAUAAUCAUAAAAUUAUCCCAAAGAGAAUGGCAUAUGAGGUAUUCUUGGGGGGAUCCUGUAAUCCCACUACAUGGAGGUCAGAAAUAGCCAUACCAACUCUCCAGAGACUUGGCAUUACCUAUUAUAAUCCACAAGUCUCGCAGUGGGGACCGGAGUUAAUAGCUCAAGAGUAUGAAGCGAAACAAAACGCACGUGUUUUACUCUUUGUAAUAGAUAAUCAAACGCGGAAUACUGCUAGUAUAAUAGAAGCAGCACAAUUGGCAGCUACAAGAACCGAUUCUCUGGUCCUAGUGGUUUAUCCAUAUCGGCAGGGACAAACAAUAUUAGGUGAAACUAUUUCGGCACAGGAAUAUUAUGAUUUAAUGAAUGGGCUAUCGGUACUUGAGUAUUUUAUGGAGAGACAGAGAAUACCUAUCUUUGAAAACGUAUCUGGGGCUCUCAAUGGCACAUCUAAGAUUCUACGUGAAGCUAUUAACGUUCAAGAUUUGAAUCAAGAGGACGGUAUGAAGUCCACACGGAUUUCUCCCACUCAAAAUGGAAUUGAUAUAAUAACACUGCGGGAAAUAUUCCGCUCCAUUGAUACAAAUGAUACAGGUUGCAUCCGUUUGAGGGAUGUCCGGAUUGCUAUGCAGUCAUAUGCCAAUUGCAAUAUUUCCGUUUCGGAGUUUCUCAGUAUCGUGAAUAAAUCAGAGACCCAUGAAAAUUUAGUGAGGCAUUUAGCGUCAAAGGAAGAUCCAUCUGAACAAUGUAUCAAUUUCGAGCAGUUCUGUCUACUUGCCGGUGAAUGGAGACGCCCCAAAGCCAAUGGAACACACUGUGAAAAUUGGACGCAUUCAUUGGUACUUGAAUCAGACAAAAGAGACUUAUACAUUGGCCUAGUUGGUAAGGAUCUGCUUUGGUUGGAGUCAUCAGCCGUACCGUUAAUAAAGUCAAAGGGUCUGACGUUGCAUCGUCCACAUAUGAACGAGUACACAGUGAGACAAUUACCUCAAGAGUUACAACAUAUGAAAAGGUCACGUGUUAUUCUACUGAUAAUGCCUCAACACUCGCGGGGCAUCGCCAUCGCGGCAUUGGCAGCUUACUCAAUUGGGCUUCACGCUAAGUUGGUUCUAUGCAUACAACUUAUGCCGGAAAGUUGUGUAGUCUCUGGUGAACAGCUAACUGAGCAAGCCGUGAAGGAUUACAAUCGGGGUAGAAUGUACCUGUCAGAUUAUGCGACGCGCGAAGGUGUACCUGUAUUUCAGAAUAUCGCAGAUGCUCUGCAACAUGCGAUACAGCUAGUUCAAAGUUCCUGCUUUGUGAGUAUGUUACGCAGUGAGAUGGAUACCAAAAUAAAUAUGGAUACUGGAAGAGAUGAAAACACUAGAGUACCCUUCGUAAAAGAUAUCAGUUUUAUAGGACUUCUUGGCAGAUUUAUCUUCAUAUAUUGGAGAACUCUUGUGCUAAUAAUAUGGCCAAUUGCACUUCUUCCUUUGGUGAUUUUUAAUGACGGAGAGAUGUACAGAUGUCUAUAUGUUGUUAGUCUGAUGGCUAUGUUUUGGGUAACAGAAGUUCUUCCAUUACCCAUUACUGGCAUGAUUCCAGUAGUUCUUUAUCCAUUAAUGUGCAUUCUUAGUACGUCAAGAACAGCUGAUUGUUACAUGAACGAUACAACAAUGAUGUUCUUUGGAAGCCUCAUAAUCGCGGUAGUUAUAGAAAAUUCAGGACUUCAUAUGCGAGUAGCACUGUUGAUCAUCAAAACAAUAGGCUGCAGUCAUAGAAAAUUGAGUUUGGGAUUAUUCUGUGUGACCAUGUUCAUCUCUAUGUGGAUCUCAAAUACAGCGGCGACUGCUAUGAUGAUUCCAAUCAUGGAGACUGUUCUCGUAGAACUUGAGACGCAAGGGCUUGGACGUAUGUUCGAAGCGGACAACUCUACAGAGGAAGGUCCAGACAGACCCAAGCAACCGACUCACACAACUAUGGUUUAUUACUUGUCUGCUGCUUAUGCUUCUAGUAUAGGUGGAAUAGGCACACUUGUUGGGAGUGGAACAAACUUGACUCUUAAAGGAAUUUAUGAAGAACGAUUUAAAGAGAGCCCAGGUAUAAAUUUCGCUUCUUGGAUGCUAUAUGCAGUGCCGGCGAUGCUCCUCAUGGGUCUUCUCACAUGGUUAUGGCUACAAAUAAUGUACAUGGGCCUCUUCAGGCCAACUAGUGAAGACGCAAAAGCCAUAAAUAUUGGGGCUCAAGGUGAAAAGGUUGCUGCAUCAGUGAUUGAGCAGAAAUAUAAAGAAUUGGGACCAAUUACGUGGUAUGAAACAAUAGUGGGCUUUUUGUUCAUUGGUGUAGUACUACUAUGGUUCUUUAGGGAACCCGGAUUUGUUAGGGGAUGGCCCUCGUACAUUACAGACUUACCAGUUAAAGACUCAACAGCUGCAAUCGGCCUUACGAUUCUCCUCUUCAUCAUUCCCUCAAAAUUGGACUUCUUAAAAGCUUUCGAUAAAGAUCCAACAAAACGGCCAACAAAGCCGGCGCCAGCUUUAAUUACAUGGAAGAUAAUAAAUGAAAGAAUGCACUGGAGCCUCUUGUUCGUUCUCGGUGGUGGCUUUGCUAUUGCUACUGGAAGUACCGAUUCUGGGUUAUCAACAAUGCUUGGUGAAUCGCUCUCUGGACUCAAAGGACUCAAUGAAAUAAUGAUACUCUUGAUUGUUUGUAUAUUCGCGGAAACCGUCACAGAACUUACGGCAAAUGUUGCUGUUGCCAAUAUUAUACUGCCAGUAUUGGCAGAGAUGUGCGUAGCUAUUCAGAUUCAUCCCUUGAAAUUAAUGCUACCAGCUGCUCUCUGCUGUUCAUUUUCAUUUCAUCUCCCUGUUGGGACACCUCCAAAUGCCAUUGCAAGUGCGGCAGGUCGCAUCAAAACGAAAGACUUCAUCAUCGCAGGUAUUGGACCUAGUGUCAUUACUCUGCUCAUUGCUGUUUCAACUUUCAGCACCUGGGGAACCUACGUCUUCAAUCUUCACCAAUUUCCGGAAUGGGCGCAUCCAAAAUCGGAAUAGAAAUUCGAUGUUAACGGUUAUGAGUUCUCUCAUAAAUAAAAAAUACGAAGUUACUUUUAACUGAAUUCCACAACCCCCUACUCAAUCUACACUCUAGGUUCAGAAGAUCAUUUCCUUGAAAAAACAUCAAGCGGCGUUUUCGGUGCGUUGUUUGUUAAGUUAAUGUAAUAUUAAAUAAUGUUAAGCGUUGUGUUCCUGAGAAAUUUUUACGGUUACCCUUCGCUAAGCGCUGAAUAAUUUUUAUUCAGCCACGAAUAGACCAAGAUAAGAUGACUCUUAAUGAAACAUUUGUUGUUUGUUUGUUCUGCAUGAUAUUCUACCACAAACCGCAUACCUAGACCACUGCCUAUUGAAAUUUCCCAUUAGCUCAAAAUUAAUUUCAGCAAUCGAAAAUUUAAACCCGAAGUUAACGUCAAUUUUACCAAAGGUUUAACUACCUUUGACUUGCCCAAAAAUUGUUUCCAAAACAGUUAAACAUAUAAAAACGUGUUUGUAAUGGAAAAAUUCAUUUCUUUACGUUUAUCAUGGACCUAAACAUUCAAACAUCAUUCUAAUUCUUCUUUAAUAAAACUAUUGGAGAAUCGGUGAAACAUAAAUUAAUCGAAUGAUAAUGUCAAUACGGUGGUUGAUCAAUAAAAAACUAUCCUCCAGAUU